GCACGCUCCCGCCCACUGCGCCUGCGCGGCGUGACGACGCCACUCGGUCCCGGAAGUAGGAGGCGUCCGGCGGAGUUUGUGUGGCGGCCGCCGCGGGAACGCGAGUGAGCGCGGUCCUGUGUCUUCCAAAGAAGACAGGCGGCUUCGCGGGGGACUCGGUGGAGUGGGAGCGAGCGUCUGCGGCCAACGCCCGGCGUGAGAGGCGGCAUGGAGGACGAGCGCGGCCGGCAGCGUGGCGGCGACGCGGCUCAGCAGAAGACGCCGCGACGGGAGUGUGAGGAGCCGCGGCCGCUGAGCGCGGAGAAAAAGCAGCGAUGUAGACUUGAUGGCAAAGAAACAGAUGGAUCUAAGUUCAUUACCUCCAAUGGAAGUGACUUCAGUGACCCAGUUUACAAAGAGAUUGCAAUGACAAAUGGUUGCAUUAAUAGAAUGAGUAAAGAGGAACUCAGAGCCAAACUUUCUGAAUUUAAGCUUGAAACCAGAGGAGUCAAGGAUGUCCUAAAGAAGAGAUUGAAAAACUACUACAAGAAGCAGAAGUUGAUGUUGAAAGAAAGCAAUUGUGUGGACAGUUACUACGACUACAUUUGUAUUAUUGACUUUGAAGCUACUUGUGAAGAGGGAAACCCAGCUGAUUUCAUACAUGAAAUCAUUGAGUUUCCUGUUGUUCUGUUGAAUACACACACCUUAGAAAUAGAAGACACGUUUCAGCAGUACGUGAGGCCAGAGGUUAACUCCCAGCUGUCAGAUUUCUGCGUCAGUCUUACUGGAAUUACUCAGGAUCAGGUAGACAGAGCAGAUGCUUUCCCUCAGGUCCUGAAAAAAGUAAUUGAGUGGAUGAAGUCAAAAGAAUUAGGAACCAAGUACAAAUACUGCAUAUUAACAGAUGGCUCCUGGGAUAUGAGUAAGUUCUUGAACAUCCAGUGCCAGCUCAGCAGGCUCAAAUACCCUCCUUUUGCUAAAAAGUGGAUCAAUAUUCGAAAGUCAUAUGGGAACUUUUAUAAGGUUCCUAGAAGCCAAACCAAACUGACAAUAAUGCUGGAAAAAUUAGGAAUGGAUUAUGAUGGACGGCCUCACAGUGGUCUUGAUGACUCUAAAAAUAUUGCUAGGAUAGCAGUUCGGAUGCUUCAGGAUGGAUGCGAACUUCGAAUCAAUGAAAAAAUGCACGGAGGACAGUUGAUGAGUGUGUCAUCUUCCUUACCAGUAGAGGGCGCUCCAGUUCCACAAAUGCCACACAGUAGGAAGUAGCUGCAUUUUUGUCUGGAUCAGUUGCUACAAAGAGGUAGCAGAUGAAUGCAUCUGAGCUAGUCAACCAUCAAGCAACUUAAACAGUUAAAAUCUUACUACAAUUACAGAUAGAUGGGUAUGUAUGCAAACAUUUUGUGGGAGGACACGCUGAGUUCCUUGUCACCAGCACUUUUGAUAUGGGCAGUAUUUGUUACACAGUAGCCAUCAUCCCUGCUUAGAAUUGAGUUUUAUAUUAAUGUGUCCAAGAUGUGUCCCUUUGGUUUUAAAAUGGGAAGUUUUAUUGGUCCACUCCCUGAACAUCGUGUCUUACGGAUGUUGAAAUUUGACAUGAGUGUCUACCUUAACACCAUUAAAUAUGUUUUUAGAAGUGUGGGAAGGAAUGAAAA
Messenger RNA from Phodopus roborovskii (desert hamster), 1631 nucleotides. RefSeq names its product exoribonuclease 1 (gene Eri1). Gene Ontology annotation, biological process: exonucleolytic trimming to generate mature 3'-end of 5.8S rRNA from tricistronic rRNA transcript (SSU-rRNA, 5.8S rRNA, LSU-rRNA). The record is from RefSeq and is a predicted model, not a curated record. Bases 208 to 1245 code for a protein of 345 amino acids. Gene Ontology annotation, cellular component: nucleolus; cytoplasm. NCBI's taxonomy places the organism in Eukaryota, Metazoa, Chordata, Mammalia, Rodentia, Cricetidae. The transcript is spliced from 7 exons. Gene Ontology annotation, molecular function: nucleic acid binding; 3'-5'-RNA exonuclease activity.